Messenger RNA from Cannabis sativa, 1590 nucleotides. RefSeq lists its product as uncharacterized. The coding region runs from base 1 to 1590 and encodes 529 amino acids. Lineage: Eukaryota; Viridiplantae; Streptophyta; Magnoliopsida; Rosales; Cannabaceae. The record is from RefSeq and is a predicted model, not a curated record. The transcript has 2 exons.
AUGGAUAGAGAUUGGAUGAGUGCGAAUAGGUUAACGGUAAAAUAUAGGGAAGGUGUUGAUUUCAUUUUGGAGUUUUUUGCAAAGAAUGCGGAUAAUCCUGAUUUGGUUCAUUGCCCAUGUCUCAAAUGUUGUAACAUGGAGCGUAUGAAAAUUGUCCAAAUAAGAGAACAUUUGUUUAAGAACGGUAUAGACAGGAGUUAUAAGGUUUGGUAUCACCACGGAGAAAAAAUUAGAAGAUCCAGCGAGGGACCCUCUAGAAAGGACAAGAUUGUUAAUAAUGUGGAGUAUGAAGAUGAUCACAUCGCAGAGAUGAUUAACGAAGCAGAGUUUGAAUCUCAAGUUCGUCCUGAAACAUUUCAAACUAUGUUAGAAGAUGCUGAAAAGCCGAUUUACACUAAUUGUAGUAGGUUUACUAAAUUAUCGACGCUUAUUAGGCUAUACAAUUUGAAAGCAAAACACGGGUGGAGUGGUAAGAGUUUGACAGAGUUACUAGCUUUCUUAGGAGAAUUAUUACCCGAAGGUAAUGAGGUGCCUUUGUCUUUCUAUGAUGCAAAAAAGACAUUGUGUUCGUUAGGCUUGCAAUAUGAAAAGAUACAUGCAUGUCCUAACAAUUGCAUCCUAUAUCAAAAGAGAUUUGUGGAUGCUGUAGCAUGUCCAACGUGCGGUGAGUGCAGGUGGCAAAAGAAAAAGAAUUCUAAUGAGGUAAAGAAGGGUAUUCCUGCAAAAGUAUUGUGGAAUAUCCGUCUUGGUCUCUCUGCAGACGGUAUCAAUCCACAUACUUCCCUUAGCAGUAAGUAUAGUUGUUGGCCAAUCUUUCUUGUGAUAUAUAAUUUGCCGCCGUGGCUUGUUAUGAAGAGAAAGUUCACUAUGUUGACAUUGAUGAUAUCAGGCCGUUCACAGCCUGGCAAUGAUAUUGAUGUAUACUUAGCUCCUCUUAUUGAUGAUUUAAGUAAAUUGUGGUAUGACGGUGUUAAUGCAUAUGAUGCCUAUAGGAAUGAAGCAUUCAAUCUUGGGGCCAUGUUAUUGUGGACCAUCAAUGAUUUUCCUGCUUUUGAGAAUCUUUCUGGCUACCGUGUGAAAGGUUAUUAUGCAUGUCUUAUCUGUGAAGAGAAAACAUGUUCUCGCGAUUUAACACAUUGGAGAAAAAUUUGUUAUAUGGGACACCGAAAGUUUUUGCCACCCGAACAUGUAUUUCGGACCUGGAAAAAGGCAUUUGACGGUAAGCAAGAAUUUGAAAUGCCUUCCCCACCUUUAAGCGGAAGACAAUUGGUAGAAAAAUUGAAAAAAAAUCAAUUCAAUCUUGAAAAGCGAAAGUCAAAAUCGAAGAAAAGAAAAGGAGGUAAGGGUGUCACAAAUGAACCUCAGGGACCGUGGAAGAAAAAAUCAAUAUUUUUUGAGCUUGAGUAUUGGGAGCAUUUGGUUUUACGUCACAAUUUUGAUGUGAUGCAUAUUGAGAAAAAUGUCUCAGAUAGCUUAAUUAAUACCUUGUUUAAUAUUCCUGGUCGGAGUAAAGAUGGAAUUAAAUCCCGUCUGGAUUUAAAAGAGAUGGGGAUUAGAGGAAAUUUACAUCCAGAAAUUGUUGGUAAAUGA